Molecule: messenger RNA, 912 nt
Organism: Oppiella nova
Lineage: Eukaryota; Metazoa; Arthropoda; Arachnida; Sarcoptiformes; Oppiidae
Source: the annotation of a GenBank genome assembly
AUGAGCCCAAAAGUGGUGGCAAAUGAGUUGACUCUUAUCGUCAAAGAAUUGUUUUUAUCACUAAAUGGCACUGAAAUCAUAACACUAUUAAUUCGACCAAAUUCUAUAAGCCCUGGCACUUGUUCCAAUAUCGCUGCGCUAUUGGGCUUUCAAAAGCGGAUGAUUCAACUGAUAUCAAGUUAUUUACUGAAACUAAUUGACCCUCAAAUAUGUGCCAAAAGAAUCGCUUACUUUAUUGAGGUGGCAAAAGAACUGAAAGCUCUACAGAAUUGGCAUUCAGUCUGCUCUAUAAUAUUAAGUCUUCAAAGUCCUCCCAUCGCAAGACUACGCGAGUGCUGGCAAAUCAUAUCAAAUGACUUUUCAGACAAUUACUGCGAAUACAUUGAAAUGUCGGAACAGCUCAAGACAGACGCCGACCCUCUGACCUAUACUUCCCCUUCAAUCCCAUUAUUCAGUGAUUUAAUGGAUUACUUGAAGGAAAGAUGUGGUGCGAAGUACUUUGAGAUUAAAAGUCAUCGCUUACGGAGUCAUUGGUCUAAAAGGGAGACAAUUGCCGUAUGGGUUGACCAACAGAUUGACGACUUGAUAGGUGUGGCCAAAGAUAAGAAGAAAGUACAGAAAAGAGUGGAAUAUAUUCGUAAAACUUCAUUAGAAGGGCAAAGAAAAGGGAUUUUCAAGAAAUUAUUGACCAAAAGAAGUGGCAGUAAUAAAGAAUAUUCCGAUUCCAUGAGUAACGACACCGACAGCCGGAACAGUUCCAUCACAUCCCUAAACAGCGAAAAGUUGAGAUUAAAACUGAUGUCCGAAAAGAGUGCGAAGCCUUCGUGUAAAAACAUUUGGUCCGUCGCCGACAUUCAGAGAUUACGCGAAUUCGAUGAAAAGGAGAUUCUGGAGGAGAUUGUCAGAGGACUG